Messenger RNA from Panicum virgatum (switchgrass), 1650 nucleotides. RefSeq names its product GATA transcription factor 6-like. Gene Ontology annotation, biological process: regulation of DNA-templated transcription. NCBI's taxonomy places the organism in Eukaryota, Viridiplantae, Streptophyta, Magnoliopsida, Poales, Poaceae. The transcript has 3 exons. The record is from RefSeq and is a predicted model, not a curated record. The coding region runs from base 47 to 1375 and encodes 442 amino acids. Gene Ontology annotation, molecular function: zinc ion binding; sequence-specific DNA binding.
AAACCACAGUGCAUUUGUUGCGCGCACGGACUUUCGCAGCCAUUCAAUGACCCACCAGACCACGCUCAUCUCUUCCGCCCCCGCUGCCUUUUCUGCUUCCCACUCCCUCCACGCCUCCCCGCCUUUCCUUUUCAACCGCACCCCGUCGUCUCCCUCCUCCAGCCCACCCCCCCCCCCCCCAGCUGCUGCAGCUGUAGCCCCCGCCAUGGCGUCGUUCGUCGCGCACCACCACGGCUCACUGGGGGAGAGGGAGGGGAGGAUGGCCGCGCUGAGGAGUAGCCUCAGGCCGUGCGAGGCGGCGGAGGAGGUGGACGCCGCGCCGGCGGCGUGGGGGCCGGCGGAAAGGGGUGCCGGCCUUUUAGGGGACGGGUUCUCCGUCGAGGACCUGCUGGACCUCGAGGACCUCUGCGAGGUCGACAAGGACUGCACCGAGCUGGUGGCGGCGGCGCCAGCGCCGGCGGCCGUGGAGGACGACAAGCUGUCCAGUGACUCCCACGGGUCGUCGGUGGUGUCGUACGAGCUCAUGCCGCUCCCGACGCCAGUGAUUGACCUCCCGCUGCCGGCGCAUGACGCGGAGGAGCUGGAGUGGGUGUCCCGCAUCAUGGACGACUCGCAAGCCGAGCUCCCGCCGCCGCCGAAGCUACAGGCGGCGGCCGUAGCAGCGGCCGCAGCGCGGCGUCCGCUGGAACGCGCGGUGCCAACGGCGGCGGCGGACCCUAUGCGGAGCCCGACGAUUUGCGCGCUGUCGACGGAGGCGCUGGUGCCCGUGAAGGCGCGGCGCAGCAAGCGCUCGCGCGCCUCCGUGUGGUCGCUCUCCGGCGGCGCGCCGCUGUCGGACUCGGCGUCAUCGUCCUCCACGGCCACCACGUCGUCCUGCUGCUCGUCCGCCUCGUUCUCGCCGUUCCUCUUCCUGCCGGCGGACUCGCCGCCCGCGUUCUGGGCGGCGCACCUCCUCGGCGAGGCGCCGCGCGGCGCCUCCAAGAAGUCCAAGCACGGCAAGAGCGGCGGCGGCGGCAAGCCCAAGAGGCGCGGGCGCAAGCCCAAGCACCACCCGGCGUCGCACCAGUUCCGGGCCUCGCCCGCCGCGGGCCCCGGCGACCGGCGCUGCAGCCACUGCGGCGUGCAGAAGACGCCGCAGUGGCGCGCGGGACCCGCGGGCGCCAAGACGCUGUGCAACGCGUGCGGGGUGCGCUACAAGUCCGGGCGGCUCCUGCCGGAGUACCGGCCGGCGUGCAGCCCGACGUUCGAGAGCAGCAUCCACUCCAACUCGCACCGCAAGGUGCUGGAGAUGCGGCGCAAGAAGGAGGGCGUCGUCCUCUUCCCGCCGGGCCCGGCGCCGCUCCCGGCCGCCGCGCCGGCCGUCGCGUCUUUCUAAGCCGGCGCUGUACAUUUUUUCAGCCUGUCGUGUACCGUACCUGGAUUUUUCCCCCCUCCCUUCCACCUUCUCUAUUAUCGUAUCGGUUGUACUAGUAGCUAGAACUCAGAACUCUAGGAGCUUCAUUAGGUCGAAUUAGGUGUAGGGAUUAAGAUUUCCAUGGCUUAUUAUUAGCUAGGUUUGCUGGGGUAUGCUUGGCUCUAGUAGUUGUGCCAGUAGUGAGGGUCUUCCCGAGAAACGACCGAAUGAAUUGGAGGUCUUGCACUCUUGCUGGA